Daucus carota subsp. sativus is the source of this 1083-nucleotide messenger RNA. RefSeq names its product U1 small nuclear ribonucleoprotein C. Bases 150 to 743 code for a protein of 197 amino acids. Gene Ontology annotation, biological process: mRNA splicing, via spliceosome; spliceosomal snRNP assembly; mRNA 5'-splice site recognition. Gene Ontology annotation, cellular component: nucleus; U1 snRNP. The record is from RefSeq and is a predicted model, not a curated record. NCBI's taxonomy places the organism in Eukaryota, Viridiplantae, Streptophyta, Magnoliopsida, Apiales, Apiaceae. The transcript has 5 exons. Gene Ontology annotation, molecular function: zinc ion binding; pre-mRNA 5'-splice site binding.
AACAUAAAGGCCCUCAAUGACAAUUUAGCCCCUUCAGGCUUCACAACAUUCAUAUAGUACUAAUGUGUUUGUGGGUUUUUCUAGGGUUCUUCUCAAAUCUUGAUUAUUAACUCUUCUGGGUGAUAAAAUUUAGCUCAAGCCCAGAAAUAAUGCCUAGGUACUAUUGUGAUUAUUGUGACACAUAUCUGACUCAUGAUUCUCCUUCUGUUCGAAAGCAACACAAUGCGGGAUACAAACACAAGGCAAAUGUGAGAGAUUACUAUAUGCAAUUUGAAGCGCAACAAAGCCAAUUUUUGGUUGACCAAAGGAUUAAGGCACAUCUUGGGCAAACUCCUGUUUUCCAGCAAGUUGGUGGAGUUUACAACCAGAUGAGACCCAAUUUUCCUGUUCUACCAACUCCUAUGAUGCCACCAAUGCAAGGGAAUAUGCAGUUUCCUGGGAAUGCACCGUUUGUCCCUGGAAUGAGGCCUCCAGUCUUGUACAGACCAGGGUAUGCUCCUGCCCCUGGCAUGCCCCCGAUGGCAGCGAUACCCGGUCCUCCUUCCUUUUCCACUCAAACUGAUGGAAAAUUGCCAAUGGCAAUGAACCCCCUGCCAAUGUUUCAAGGUAGCAUUCCUGCUUCAAGUGGUGGCCCUCCGAUGUUUGCACCAGGUAUGCAUCAAAGCAAUCCACCACCAUCCAGUGGAGGCUUGGACAGUCCAGACAAGGAUGUCCAAACCCAACUACCAGAGGUAAGUCAUUAAUCAUCCAGUGAAGCCUUGGACAGUCCAGACAUGGAUGUCCAAACCCAACUACCAGAGGUAAGUCAUUAAUCUAGUGAUAGUGGGAUUAGCUUUGGAUUGUAUGUCACUCUAAAGAAUGUGAGAUACAGAAGCUUUUCUUUCUGGAGAUCAAGAAAAGAAACAUUGUGUCGUUCAUAACAACUGUGCCACGAUUAUAAUUUUUCCAUAUGCAAUUUGAAAUUCAAAGAACAUAUGAGUUCGGUCUGUAUCUUCUCCCCUUUCUUUUGAGAGGAUGGCCGCUUGAACAUGUUCUGAAUUGUUGAUUUUAUAUGCUAAUCAACUGAUGAAGUAUUGCUGACUA